GUAUAUUUCAGUUUCGACUAGUCGAGCCAACCCGAGCGCUCCGGUGAUCAUGGAGCCGCAGACUCUUACUGAAGCCUCUGUCGCCGGAAUUGAGCAUUUAGUUGACGGUUUGGCCAGGUCACUCUCCAAAAGGACAAUUGCCAAGUUCGCCAAGUUCUCAGAACUUCCUCUGGAACUUCGUCGCCUAGUCUUCCUGUAUAGUCUACCUUCAGAGACACGAAUCCUCCCAGUUGAGCUCACCCUCAGAGAAGCUGACGAAGAGUUCGGCUUGUGCUUCACCUUUGCACUAAGCCCAAUACAGCAACCACUUCGAGCUAACGCCGCAGCUGAUCCAUUGGACAUUGCUCUACUGUCUGCCUGCAGGGAGUCACGUGAGGUAUAUCUCGAGAACAACAAGCACAUCCUACCAGCAGGUUUCAAGAGCGUCAUCAGAUAUAACCCCAAGAAUACGAUGGUUCUCAUCCAGAACUUCCAAGACCUCCAGCGCACUUGGCAGUUCGCUGAAGGAAUUGAGAAGGGCUGUCACAAGCAGAGGUGGUUCAGCGAGAUCAAGCAACUGGCUGUCCCGAUCUGGGCAUUCCUGGUAGAUCUUGAAGCUGUGGAGCUGAUUUGGGGAGAUGAUGGUCAUGGUGACAUGAUGAGUGCUUUUGAGAACGUGGAAGUCUGGACUGGUGUCGUCUUUCCUGGUGAUCUGUGCGGAGGAAGAGAGGAUAUUCAGAGAGGGCAUUUGGAGAUUAUGGCGGAUGUUGUUCAGCAUGAGCUUUUGAGCUAUCGGCGACUGAGCAACCCUGACUACAAGGUGCCGGUUGUUGAAGUCUUAGAAAUUAUUGAGUGCAAUGAUAGCAACACAUAG
Cadophora gregata is the source of this 853-nucleotide messenger RNA. RefSeq lists its product as uncharacterized. The record is from RefSeq and is a predicted model, not a curated record. NCBI's taxonomy places the organism in Eukaryota, Fungi, Ascomycota, Leotiomycetes, Helotiales, Ploettnerulaceae. The transcript has a single exon. The coding region runs from base 50 to 853 and encodes 267 amino acids.